AUGUCGGCAACUACGGGGAUCACUCCCAGGCACUCCUUGUCCAGGUCCCCUCCCAGAGAUGGCGGUUUUAUCUCUCCGGGUUUACUGCCCGAACCGCAGCGUUCCCGGUCCCCGUCAGUCAAUCCUGGUACGUCCACUGAGAGGGCAUUGGCGUCACCGGAGGAGGUUCAGGAUUUGGCGCGCCGACGUAUAGUGGAAAGAAAUCGCCAGGUUAUUCCCCCUAUAGGCGGUCCGACAGUCAUAUUUUAUCCGGCUGAUGACUCCCUGAAGUCAUCGGAGGACACCAAACGCACACUGCAGAGCGCCAUUAAGCCAGGAUCCGAAGGCAUUAGGAUCCAAAGUGUACGGAUGGUUGGCAAAUCAAGAGUCGUAGUUCGAACUGCUAAUUUAGAGGCUGCGCAGAACCUUAAGGCAGCUGCACCAUCGUCACUAAAAGCAGCGGACCCCAAAACUCGUCUGCCGCGAAUCGUUCUACGGUUCCUACGGUCGGAUAUAUCCGAAGAGGUCUUCUUAGACGAUCUGCAGAAGCUCAAUCUGUCCGACGAUCCAGAAUGGUCCCCUGAGAAGGUCAAGGAAUCGUGCAAGGUGGCCCUGAAAAAGGAGGUAGGCACCAAGUUCCUAUACAUCUUGGAUUGCACUAUGCCACUGCGGGACCAGCUCAUACGGUUGGGCAAAGUGUACAUCGGCUGGGACGAGGCGGAGGUUAGUGACCACGUAAGGGCUACGAGCACAUAA
Messenger RNA from Chilo suppressalis (striped riceborer), 735 nucleotides. The record is from the annotation of a GenBank genome assembly. Lineage: Eukaryota; Metazoa; Arthropoda; Insecta; Lepidoptera; Crambidae.